This is a messenger RNA of Nannospalax galili (Upper Galilee mountains blind mole rat), 2141 nucleotides long. It is a transcript of the gene Get4, whose product is annotated as guided entry of tail-anchored proteins factor 4. Gene Ontology annotation, molecular function: protein binding. The record is from RefSeq and is a predicted model, not a curated record. The transcript has 9 exons. NCBI's taxonomy places the organism in Eukaryota, Metazoa, Chordata, Mammalia, Rodentia, Spalacidae. Gene Ontology annotation, cellular component: cytosol; BAT3 complex. Gene Ontology annotation, biological process: protein insertion into ER membrane. Bases 137 to 1117 code for a protein of 326 amino acids.
CGUCCCGCGGCGCGCCCCUCUUCGUGCGGCUCCUCGCGGCCACCGUAGAGGGCGUGGGGCGGCCGCGGGGACGGAAGCCGGGAGGCGCCGCCGACCGCGCCUGCGACACCGUCAGCCCUGCGCGGAGCGCCGGCCCAUGGCGGCGGCGGCGGCGAUGGCGGAGCAGGAGGGCGCCCGAAAUGGUGCCCGCAACCGCGGGGGUGUCCAGCGCGUGGAGGGCAAGCUCCGUGCCAGCGUCGAGAAGGGCGAAUACUACGAGGCACACCAGAUGUACCGGACCCUCUUCUUCAGAUACAUGUCCCAAAGCAAGCAUGCGGAAGCCCGGGAGCUCAUGUACUCGGGAGCACUGCUGUUCUUCAGUCAUGGCCAGAACAGUGCUGCUGAUCUGUCUAUGCUGGUCCUCGAGUCCCUGGAGAAGGCGGAGGUGGACGUGGCCGAUGAACUGCUGGAAAAUCUGGCUAAAGUGUUCAGUUUGAUGGAUCCAAAUUCUCCCGAGCGAGUAGCUUUUGUAUCCAGAGCCCUGAAGUGGUCCAGUGGAGGGUCUGGGAAACUGGGCCAUCCCCGGCUCCACCAGCUACUGGCCCUUACGCUGUGGAAAGAGCAAAACUACUGUGAGUCUCGGUACCACUUCCUGCACUCCACGGAUGGUGAGGGCUGUGCCAACAUGCUGGUGGAAUACUCCACCGCCCGGGGCUUCCGCAGCGAAGUGGACAUGUUCGUGGCCCAGGCUGUGCUACAAUUUCUCUGUUUGAAAAACAAGAACAGUGCACUGGUGGUCUUUACAACCUACACACAGAAGCACCCGUCCAUCGAGGACGGGCCACCCUUUGUUCAGCCCCUGCUGAAUUUCAUCUGGUUUUUGCUGCUGGCUGUGGACGGUGGCAAACUGGCUGUGUUCACAGUGCUGUGCGAGCAGUACCAGCCAUCCCUGCGGAGGGACCCCAUGUAUAACGAGUACCUCGACAGGAUUGGACAGCUCUUCUUCGGUGUACCGCCCAAGCAGUCGUCCUCCUAUGGAGGCUUGCUAGGGAACCUGCUGAGCAGCCUCAUGGGCUCCUCAGAGCAGGAGGAGGGGGAGGAGAGCCAGGAUGACAGCAGCCCCAUCGAACUGGACUAAAGCUGCCCGGCCCACAUGGAGGUGCCCAUGGCUGGCACCGCUGGGACAGAGUCAGUGCCAGACCAGGCAUGAGGCCCCUCACCAGCAGGCUUCUGGGUCCGUAGCUGGCAGGGCCGUCUGUGCAGAGUCUGUCCCUAUUUAUGUAUGGUGGCUGAGGGCUGCGUGGCCUGCCUGUCGCUGUGUAGCCAGGACCAAGAGCGAGGUCCAGCACUGCUGGCCGACCGUGUUCCCUCAGAUCAUCCACAAUAAAGCGCAGGCCUUGCUGCAGCACCUGCUGCCAUCCUUGUCUCUGGUUCCUUGGGGAGGGCUGCGGGGUGAUGCAGCAGCCUGGUGUCAGUGACUGCUGUCCCCUCCCCUGUGUCCAGCGUAGCCGCAGCAUGCUGCAGGAGCAAUGACUGCUAAUGUGAGCUGGGCUGGCCCUGGGUCCUGCAGACAAGAGCAGGUUUCUUGUUUAUCUUAUUUUUGUUGACACGGGGUCAUUUUGAAAUCAUGGUGUGCUUCCCACAGCAGGCAGAGCACGUGGGCCGUGGUGGCUGGGCUCCUUGGAGGUCACGAGCAGCCGGCCUGGUUGGUAUCCCCUGGUCUACAAAGCUGUGGGCCCUGCUGUGCCCUGGUGCGGCCUGUGGUCCCUCUGUGAGAGUUCCAAGCUUUGGGGUCCUGCUGGUCCCUUUAGGCCCUGCGGUGCUGCUCAGGGGUGCUGUAGAGCUCCCCCUGUCCUCAUGUUGCAGUAUUUAUUUUUACUGGGUGAUGGAUUUUUCAACCUAACAUUUUAGGACUUAACCAAAUAACCAGUCCAGAAAUGAGCAGCCCCAUCCAUUACCACAGAUAAUAUCCCACGCCACCAGUCUGAUUAUAAAGGGAGACACUUUAUUUUUUCACAGUUAAAUUAAGAGUUGUAGAUUAAUACACCUGGGUCAUGCAUGGGAAGGAGGGAAAUAAGCAUUAUUUACUGUUUUAAAGAAAAUGGAAUUUAAAGGAAGGUUUGUGUCACCUGUUUGAGUAUAAAUAAAUCCUUUGUACUGGG